AUGGCGACGGUUCACGUUCUUGAUGACUACUAUCUGGCCAUCACGGCGCUCAUCACAGUGGCAUAUCAACUGUUCUUCUUUUCCAUAGCCUUCAGCUUCAAGUUCGACAAGCUCACCGAAACGCACAAGAUUAACAACGGCCCAGAUUUCGCCGGCGGCACAAACUUUGUGGUCCUCGCCAUCAUCACCCUCUCCCUCAGCGGCCAUGCCCAUGCGCGUCAGGUUGUCGCCUCCGUCUUCAUCAUGCUCUGGGGCGCCCGCCUCUCAGCCUUCCUCCUUUUCCGCAUCCUCAAGACGGGCAAGGACGACCGUUUCGACGAUAAGCGCGACAAGUUCUUCCCCUUCCUCGGCUUCUGGGUCUUCCAGAUGAUCUGGGUCUGGACCGUCUCGCUGCCCGUCACCAUCCUCAACUCGCCCAACGUCACACGAUACCCGCAGCACGCCUUCGGUACGGGUCGUGACGUGGUCGGCGUCCUCUUCUUCGUCGUCGGCUUUGUCAUGGAGUCCGUCAGCGAUGCCCAGAAGUACCGCUUCCGCAGGGACAACCCGAGCCGUGAGGCCAUCUGCGACAAGGGCUUCUUCAAAGUCUCGAGGCACCCCAACUACUUUGGCGAGAUCAUUAUUCAGUUCGGCAUCUACAUGAUCGCCGUCUCCUCCGCCGCGGAUGGCUACGUCGGCGGGCAGGCCUUCAAGGCCCUCUACGCCACCAUCCUUGGCCCCUUCUUUCUGACACUGCUGCUCAUGUUCGUCUCGGGCCUGACCCUGCAGGAGCGACCCGGCGCCAAGAAGCGAUAUGAGAACGGCCAGAACUGGGAGGGCUACCGCCGCUACCUUGAGCGCACCAGCAUCCUGAUCCCCUUCCCGCCGCAGCUGUACUCUCGUGUGCCGACGGUCCUAAAGCGCACCGUCUUCCUCGAAUUCCCCAUGUACGUCUUCGACCCGGCGAAGCACUCCGACGCCUGUGCGCGCGCCGAAGAGGGCCACCAGCACGAAUCCGUUGCCACGCCGGCAAAAGGGAUUGGGAGGCCGAGCGGCGACGAGCCGCUUGUUGGGCAGCACUCGUGA
This is a messenger RNA of Colletotrichum higginsianum IMI 349063, 1065 nucleotides long. RefSeq names its product Duf1295 domain protein. Gene Ontology annotation, molecular function: oxidoreductase activity, acting on the CH-CH group of donors. The transcript is spliced from 3 exons. NCBI's taxonomy places the organism in Eukaryota, Fungi, Ascomycota, Sordariomycetes, Glomerellales, Glomerellaceae. Gene Ontology annotation, cellular component: membrane. The record is from RefSeq and is a predicted model, not a curated record. Bases 1 to 1065 code for a protein of 354 amino acids. Gene Ontology annotation, biological process: lipid metabolic process.